AUGGAAUUCUAUCUCAGGGUCAACUACACAUGCGGAGAAUCGGGAGAGCAAAGAGCGUGUUACUAUUUUGUUUCGACUCCAAAUGAUCGCUCUUUCUACAGCAAAGUGAAACUGAGUUUGGGAGAUCCGCUUGACCAGCAGUCUUCGAGCAAUGUGAUCGUGGCAAACAAUCGAUCGAAUCCCAUUCAUCGGACACCCCGACGACAGCAACCGCUCCAGCCACCGCCACCCAUUCAUCUGCCAAUGCACAGCCCGCAACAUGCGCUGAGGUCCCGAGAUUCCAUG
Mesorhabditis belari is the source of this 285-nucleotide messenger RNA. NCBI's taxonomy places the organism in Eukaryota, Metazoa, Nematoda, Chromadorea, Rhabditida, Rhabditidae. The record is from the annotation of a GenBank genome assembly.